Molecule: messenger RNA, 5776 nt
Organism: Pantherophis guttatus
Lineage: Eukaryota; Metazoa; Chordata; Lepidosauria; Squamata; Colubridae
Gene: SPAST
Product: spastin
Cellular component (GO): microtubule cytoskeleton
Molecular function (GO): ATP hydrolysis activity; ATP binding; microtubule severing ATPase activity
Source: RefSeq, a predicted model, not a curated record
CAUCGCUCUCACACAAAGGGCGAACUUCCUAACGUGGAAGGGAACCCAAACUUCCGAUAUUCCUGUGAAAAGAAGCCUUGCGCUCCGGCGUCGAUCGCCCUAUAACUAACAAUAGACCUCCGAAAGGAGCUUACGGAGUUUCUUAUUCAGAAAGGCUCGCUACGUAGACUUUCUCGUCCGCGCGUGUGAGAGAGAGCGGGGUUGAGCAAAAAAGGGGCGUAGCCUCCGCUAUGGCAGGCCCUCGCAGGUGGUUGUUGUCAGUCCCUGGCAGCGGGUUAUGGCUACGGUGGUGAUGAAUGAAUUCUCCGGGAGGGAGAGGGAAGAAAAAGGGCUCAAGCGCCUCCAGCUCCCCGACUCGGACCGCCGGAGCCUCCCCUACAUCCGCGGCCGGUCCGGCUCCCGCCCCACACCGCCCACAGGCGGCGGUGGCUUCUCCUCACAAGCGGAAUCUCUACUAUUUCUCGUAUCCGCUUUUCGCCGUCUUCGCGCUGCUUCGUUUCCUCGCCUUCCAGCUCGGGCUGCUCUUCGCCUGGCUGUGCGAGCGCCUCUCUCGCGGCGGGGCGUUGAUGGCCGCCGCCAAGGGCACCAGCCGGGCAGGCGAUGCGCCCGAGUCGGUACGAACCUGUCACAAGCGCGCCUUCGAGUGCAUCUCUACGGCUCUGCGCAUCGACGAAGACGAAGCGGCAGGACAAAAGGAACAAGCUGUUGAAUGGUAUAGAAAGGGAAUCGAAGAACUCGAGAAAGGAAUAGCUAUAUUAGUUAUUGGUCAAGGAGACCAUUAUGAUCGAGCUCGUCGCCUCCAGUCUAAAAUGAUGACAAAUUUGGCAAUGGCCAAGGACCGUUUGCAGCUGUUAGAGAAGAUGCAGGCAGUUAAGCAAAUUCCCAAGCUGCAAAUGGAAGUCCGUAGUGACAAUACUAACCUGGUAUGCCGCAAUGGACAUCUCCAGUCAGAAAAUGGAACUGUUCCAAAAAAGAAGGAUCCACUGUCUCACAGUAGUAAUUCACUUCCUCGUUCAAAAUCUAUGGCAAAGACUGGAUCUGGAGGAUUUUCUGGGCACCAAAGAACACCUAGUUAUACUGGAGUUUCUAAUGUUUCUGCACCUAGAGUUCCUUCAGCUGCAACUCAGAAGGCUACUCCAAAAAAUAAUAGAACCACCAAGCCUUCUACUCCUUCAACUGCUGUACGAAAAAAGAAAGACACAAAGAUUUUCAAAAAUGUGGAUAGUAACCUUGCUAAUCUUAUUCUCAAUGAAAUUGUAGACAGUGGGCCAUCUGUCAAUUUUGAUGAUAUUGCUGGGCAGGAGUUGGCUAAACAGGCACUGCAAGAAAUUGUUAUCCUUCCCUCACUUAGGCCUGAAUUGUUUACAGGACUUAGGGCUCCUGCACGAGGAUUGUUGUUGUUUGGCCCACCAGGAAAUGGGAAGACGAUGCUGGCCAAAGCAGUGGCUGCAGAAUCAAAUUCAACCUUCUUUAACAUAAGUGCUGCAAGUCUGACAUCAAAAUAUGUUGGUGAAGGAGAGAAACUAGUCCGUGCACUUUUUGCAGUAGCUAGAGAACUUCAGCCUUCUAUCAUUUUUAUUGAUGAAGUGGAUAGUUUAUUAUGUGAAAGAAGAGAAGGUGAACAUGAUGCUAGCCGACGUUUAAAAACAGAAUUCUUAAUAGAGUUUGAUGGCGUACAGUCUUCAGGAGAAGAUCGCAUUUUAGUAAUGGGAGCAACUAACAGGCCACAGGAGCUUGAUGAUGCUGUACUCAGACGAUUCACCAAAAGAGUAUAUGUAUCAUUGCCCAAUGAAGAGACUCGACUGCUUUUACUAAAAAAUCUCUUGAGCAAACAAGGAAAUCCAUUAACCCAAAAGGAAUUGGCACAGUUAGCUAGAAUGACAGAUGGAUAUUCAGGUAGCGACUUAACAGCAUUGGCAAAAGAUGCAGCGUUGGGCCCUAUACGAGAAUUAAAACCUGAGCAGGUGAAGAACAUGUCUGCUAGUGAGAUGAGGAAUAUUCGGCUGUCAGAUUUCAAUGAGUCUUUGAAGAAAAUAAAAUGCAGUCUUAGCCCUCAAACCUUAGAAGCUUACAUUCGCUGGAACAAAGCCUUUGGAGACACUACAGUUUGAUCAACAACUUUAUCAAAGAAGGGGAGAUUGUUGUCAGCAAGGGACAGCUGAUUCAAACUAAUGCUGAAUGUUUACAAGACAUCAGUAGUAUCUGCACUUAAAGGCAAGACUGAUUUGUAUAGUUGAUGAUGAGCUCCCUAAACUUUAAUACCAGGAUUUAUACCCAACAAACCAUGAGAGCACAGUAAAAUGGGGAAGAGAAUUCUACCAAUGAAUGAUAGGAAAAAUAUACUUUGUGUACUUUUUUUGUAUUUUCUAAACGUUGCUCAUGAUAUUUACUUUUAUUGUGUUUUUCUUAAUCACUAAGCCUUGCUUUCAGUUUCUUGUGUAUUGAUAAUGUGCCAAAUUAAAAAUAAACCCAUAUGCAUAAGAAUAUUAUUUUGAAAAGUCCACAAUACAAAGCAUUUACAUAGUCUGUUCUUUCUCUUUGUGAAGUCCCACAGUCAAUAUAUUAGUACAACCAAUUGGUAAACCAAAUGGCUUAAAGUUUUUUUUUUUCCUGCAGGAGUUUUCCAUUGCAUUUAUAAAUAUCCAUAGUAGGAUCUUGUUUUUGUAUCAGUCAAAGUAUGAAAUAGUAUUAAUUUAAAUCAACAGAGUUUCUCUUCAGUGCUAGUUUUUGUGACCACAAUGACCAAAAGCCAGAAUGUUCCAUUCUGGUGAUUUUCUAAGAUAUGCAAGUGAUCAUAGCUGUAAUUGUUAAAUUGGUCUUUUAUAUCUACCAUAUGUUUCAGUUUAUAGUUACGCAACCAUUUUUAAAAAUUUUUAUUAAAUUACUUGUAAUAUAAUGGCCUUUUAAUAUUAAAGGAACAGAUGGAUUUACUUCUCUGUCUAAUAUGAUUGGUGUUUACAAAAUGAAUAAUUUAUUCAAUUGUAUGUUUGCUAUAAUAGAAAGGGUAUGAAGUAGAUAAAUGAAUAAAGAUUAAUUCAUUUUUUAAAAUUUAGUAGUUGUGCAAAAGGAUAGAAAAACAGGGACAGAAGAGUAACAUUUCUAUUAAAAUAUUAUUGGUUUCUGAAAGCUACUUUUGAAAGCUACUUUUGAACUUGAAGCAGGAUUUCAUGAAGUUUAUUUAAAUUUUAUUUGACAAUACAUACUAUUUGCAAAUCAACAAUACUAAUCUUAAGAUAAGAUUUUCACACUUCUAGAGAUUUCUUCAGAUGCUAUCUUAUAGAAUAAAUUAUGCCUUAUGUGCAAAGGCAAAUCUAAAAAAUAAUACAUUGUUCUAUUAACAGCUGUUAUUAAAUCUUUGUAUGAGUUAUUAAACUAUCACAGCUUUACUGAAAAUACAAUAAAACUAUGUUACUUGGCUCUUACAGUUUGAUUGAAUAGGGCAAGUAUUUUACUAUCUGAAACUGAUUAAUUGUGAUUUAUCUUUGAGAAUUUGGAAAGGUUAGAUUUCAUACUAUUGUGGAUACCCUUUAAUAUUCUUCUCCUCCGAUUUUAUUUGCUUACACGUAAAGUGUGUUUGUGGGUAUGUACAGAUGCAUGUCUCCAACUUCAACAAAUAUUUGUAAGAUGUAUCUAUUAUGGAAUAAAUUUAAAGCCUCUUUUCCUGUUUUAUUUUUGAAAUAAUUUCAAGACCAUAUUGAUGCAUCUGAAUACAGAAAUACUGCAUAGUAUUAACACUCUUGCUAAAGGUAAAUGAUAAAGAUGUUUGUUACACAGUAAAAGGACAUUUCCAAAAAACUGAUGACACUAGCUACUCUGCUAUUUCAGCUCUUCAUACUGGUACAGUAUACAAUAAAGUGAUUAUACAGUCUUAUUUAAAGUUGUAUUAAUUUUAAUCCUUGAACAACUUACGGUAUACUUGUCUAAAGCUUCCUGAUCAUGUGACCCUUUAUUCUAAAAUUGGAUAAUCUAAUCCAAGGACAUUGAACCUUUUUAUUUUUUCCUUGAUGUACUAAAUGGUUGCCUGAAGUCUCAAUUAGAAUGGUCAUAAUUGUCAUUUUAAAUCUACAAAUACAUCAGACUUCAAAACCUAAUAAUCAAAAUUACUGUCUAUAGAGAUUCUCAAUCAUCCAGGUCAUGGUUGUCCCAAAGGUGCUUUUUUGAAAAGGCAAUUGAACUUUUUUUUCUUUGAAAAUGUUUAACUUCUCAUCCAAGGCUUUAAGUAAAGGCUGCAAUAAUCUGCCUUAUUUUAAUUUAAUUUUAAUUUAAUUUAAUUUCUGAAUUAUGCUUGCAAUCAGAGUCUGAUUGAUUAAAGCAAAAAUUUACUCAGGCAAGUAAUAUUUUAUGCUAUUUGAAUUAGUAUUCUAGGUGAUUUAGAUAUAUAAAAACAGAAUUAAAACUGCCAAAUCAAUUGGCUUAAUUCCUUUUUAAGCAAGUGUUAGAAGUAUUUCAGAUGCUUGCUUAAACAGAUUCUAGAGAUCCUAGUGUAUUCUCUGUAUUAUAGCUUACUUCAUAAGAAUUCAAAUGGCUGAAUUUUGAAUUCAAGUGGUUGAAUUUUUAGCUUCAUGUAUAUUAUAUUUGGUAAAGGCAGUGCUACCUUUCUUAUUAAGCAUUUUUGGGAGGGGGAACAUCUGAAAUCUCAGUUAUGUGUAAGUAUUUAGCAAAUUUUGAAAUAUGGUGGGACGCUACAGACUGUUUGCUUUUAUGCAAUUAAUAUUGCUUUGAAAUAAAGAUAACACUUAAUACAUUUUCAUUCAAGCCAUAAUCGAGCAAUGAUUGUAAUCAUGCCUUAUUUCAAUUCUCUUUAAUAGAAAUAUAUGUGAGAAACAUAGUUAUUUGCCUCAUACCAUUUUAAUAAUACUUCUGUAUUUUCUAGAAAAUAGUGUACUAGGCUCCUCCAGGUUUUUUUAAUGUGCUAGCAUUAAUGAGAAUCUGAUGAAGGCUCCAAAUUCAUUCCAAGAUGGAUGUAGGAUUUAUUUGUUCAAUGAGUAGCAUAAACUGUUACCAUGCCUGUUUUCAGUUAUCAAGCAACCACCAUAAUCUACCCCAUAGCAGUUGGAUUUUUAACCGAUGUUCGUUUACUGUAUCAUCCGGGCUCUUCUGUAACACAUCUUGGAUGUCCAGUGAACAGACAUCCUAGACAAUUUAAAAUUUUGUUUUCAAAAUUCUUCUAAAAAAGGCUUUAUGCUAUUUACAUGGGGAAAAACAGAGGAAAACACUUCUAUCCAUACAUACAAGUUCCUGAAAGUCCUAACAGGCAUCUGUUACCUUUCUGUAAAGAAUGUUCUUCUCAAUUAGUUAUCUCAUUUAAUAAAAACUUGACAUGUAAAUAAGUUAUUUUAAAUCAAAGGUGCUACUAAAAUUAGGAUUUUUUUAUUGAACAGAUUUUCAGAUAUGAAGAGACAACUUUGAACUCAUUUUGAGAAAGUUCUCAUAUUCUAGCUAUUGAAAUUAGGUAUCACAAUAUGAAAUAUUAUUAGGAAAAUGUGUAUAAAUAUGAAAAAUGUUCAUGUAAAAUUAGAUUGACAAACUUAUUUGUUGCAGUUUGUCUUAAUACUCAGUUUUAUUCUAUGUUGAGUUCCUGCAAAUCUCUUGCCUACAGUAUUACUUUUUGCUGUUAAUAUUUCUCAUAUCAUAAGAUAAUGACUGUUGUGGGAUAUUUCCAUUUGCUAUCUCUGAAAUAAGACUAGAAAUCUAACUAUUUAAAUUCUAAUUUACUGUGUUGAAACAGACAAUUUCCUCUGCUGUUAUUUUCUAAAUAAAAAUGUGGAAACAGUAA